Anopheles arabiensis is the source of this 1559-nucleotide messenger RNA. It is a transcript of the gene yip2, whose product is annotated as 3-ketoacyl-CoA thiolase, mitochondrial. The record is from RefSeq and is a predicted model, not a curated record. Gene Ontology annotation, biological process: fatty acid beta-oxidation. The coding region runs from base 176 to 1372 and encodes 398 amino acids. Lineage: Eukaryota; Metazoa; Arthropoda; Insecta; Diptera; Culicidae. The transcript has 5 exons. Gene Ontology annotation, molecular function: acetyl-CoA C-acetyltransferase activity.
UCACUGUUGCUCACUUUUUGGCCGCAAGCUGCAGCAAGUUGUGUGUCCGCGGUGUUGUUAAUUUGUUGAUAGGAGUUUCGAUAACAUUCUAGACAAUUUUUAGUUUAGUGUAUUUUGUGUAGAGUUUUGUUUUGUUAUUGUAAAGUCUACUGUAACUCCAACAUCGUCCAACAAAAUGGCAGCACUUACGAAGGGAGUUUUCAUUGUGGCGGCCAAGCGUACCGCUUUCGGCACGUUCGGCGGAGUGUUCAAGAACACCAACGCAACGCAGCUGCAGACGGUUGCGGCCAAGGCGGCGUUGGAUGCGGCCGGCCUUAAGCCCGAUCAGGUCGAUUCCGUCAACAUUGGCCAGGUGCUGGUGCUGUCCUCGACCGAUGGUGCCUUCCUGCCGCGUCACGUGUCGCUCGGCUGCGGCAUUCCGAUCGAGCGACCGGCCCUCGGCGUGAACCGGCUGUGCGGUUCCGGCUUCCAGGCGGUGGUGAACGGAGCGCAGGACAUCCUGGUCGGUGCUGCCCACGUUUCGCUUACCGGAGGGGUGGACAACAUGUCCCAGACACCGUACACGCUGCGCAACAGUCGUUUCGGCAUUCCGCUCGGCACUAGCCCGGCCCUGGAGGAUGCUCUGUGGACCGGCCUGACGGACUCGUACUGCAAGCUGCCGAUGGCACUGACCGCCGAAAAUCUGGCCGAAAAGCACAAGGUUCCGCGCGAAAAGGUGGACGAGUUUGCGUACCGGUCGCAGCAGCUCUGGAAGAAGGCGAACGACGAGGGAGUGUUCAAGACGGAAAUCACCCCGUUCAAGCUGAAGGUGAAGGGCAAGGAGGUUGACUUUGCCGUCGAUGAGCAUCCGCGCCCGCAGACCACGCUCGAGGGACUGAACAAGUUGCCGUCCCUGUUCAAGAAGAAUGGUUGCGUCACUGCCGGCACCGCUUCGGGUAUCUGCGAUGGUGCCGCGUCGGUGGUGGUCGCUUCGGAGGAAGCGCUCAAGAAGUACAACCUGACCCCGCUGGCACGAUUGGUGGCGUACAGCACGGUGGGCGUACCGCCGGAGAUUAUGGGCAUCGGACCGGUGCCCGCGAUCCAGAACGUGCUGAAGGUGGCCGGACUGAAGAUGGACGAUAUUGAUCUGUUCGAGAUUAAUGAAGCGUUCGGCGUGCAGACGCUGGCCUGCGCCGGCGAGCUCGGACUGGACAUCAACAAGCUCAACCUGAACGGUGGUGCGAUCGCGCUCGGCCAUCCGCUCGGUGCGUCCGGUUCGCGCAUCACUGGCCACCUGGUGCAUGAGCUGAAACGCAAGAACCUCAAGCGUGCCAUCGGAUCGGCCUGCAUUGGAGGUGGACAGGGUAUUGCGCUGCUGCUGGAGUCGGUCUAGGAGAGCAAUUUUCUGCUGGCCUGGCAAACUCCUGACCCUGGCUAGGGCAAUGGGAAACGUACCUCAAAGUUGUGUGUUUAUUUUUCUACAAAACAUAAAUGGAAGAGAUUGUGAACAGUGUUUUUUUAGUGCUACUAUAUUAAGAAUCUUCAAUGAGUAAAAAGUGCAUUUUUCUUUAAACAUAAAA